AUGGCAGAAAUGAGGAACCGAAAUGAGAAGCAGAAAAUCAUCUGGGGAACAAAAUCAUAUAAGACUAACUGAGGAACAUGAGGUGGACAGAUUGUUCAUCUUUAACUGGAUUUAAUAAUCGGUCUGUACUUUUUGUCAAGUCGGUAAGUUUUCUUCACGAGUUUGAUACGUUUUUAAGUGAAUGCCGGAAGCGGUAAAGUGGCGGCGCGGUGCGUUAUUGAUCGACGUUGCGACGUUUAUUUUGGGCUGAGUACAGAUUGGUGUUACCUAAUUUAUUUCCUGAGUAAGAUUAACAUCUCCUGUCGCGUGUGUACGGUUACAUCCAUUUUCAUUAGUAUUUCAAUACGUUUAACGUAACGUUUAAGUGCGAGAUCCACUCACGUGAAUGUUCCUGUUUGUCCGGUAGAUUUUUUGGGGGGGGGUUUGUUCGUGGAGGUGGUGACACAUAACGAAGAUGGAGGAGUGCAAAAUGAGAGUUGGUUCUCUGAGUGAACAAGUCCUGAACAGUCUGUCGAAGAUGUUGGACAACCCCACCUGCGGAUGGAGGCAGCUCGCCAAUGCUGUGUCCGAGCAGCCGAAAUUCCGCUGCAGGUCUUCUGGGCCCUCCCCUGCAUGUGGCCCCCAUUACUGUCAGCACCAGACUAACACUCAUUGAACUCCCUCCCUGCAGUGAGAGCGAGCUGACCAGCUGCUCACUACAGGUGCUGAGCGCUGCAGGCAGUCCAGGACGAACCCUCCUGGCCCGGCUUGCUGAUCGUUCCUGCUCCAUGGACUUCCUGCUGCUCUGCUUGAGGAAGAUCGACCACCAGGAAGCUGUGCAGUACAUCACCACAGUAGUAGUGGCCGAGCUGAUCCAGAUCACAGUGCAGCCACAGACCCAGCAGGCCACAGUGGGCGGCCGUGUGGUGAUGACCUGCAGAGCCUCCGGUCCCUCUGGACUCAGCUACCAGUGGUUUAGAGGCAAAGAGGAGAUUUGGGAUGAGACAGGGAGUACACCAGAGCUGGUUCUGUGUCCUUCAGCCCCGGGCCACCAGGGUCCAUAUAUCUGUCGGGUCCACUAUGGAGGAAACUUUGUCUUCUCCCAGUGGGCUCAUGUUCGCUUUGUCCAGGCUGCAGGUGCCAGUCCAGGUUGCAGCAGCACUUUGUUUCCAGGGUCAGUGAGUGGGCUGCAUGUCAUCCGUCAGCCUCAGUCCAAAGCAGUGUCUGAGGGCGACACUCUGUUCCUGGAGUGCAAUGCAGAGGCCAACCCUCCCGCGCAGUACGAGUGGCACCACAACAUGGUGCCCAUGACGCAACAAAAGACACGUUCACUCAAGAUCCCCUGUGUGACCACAGCACACAGAGGGCAGUACAAGUGCAAGAUGUUUAACUUGUAUCACGAGGCGUGGAGCGACACAGCGACAGUCACCAUCGGCCCCAGUUCCAUCACUGAUGCAUCCUGGGUAGAAGUUGAACGUGGUUUAGACUCACAGGAAGUCCACAGAUUCAGACCUGGAAAAUAUCCACUGCAACAGACGGUCAAUCCGCCCCCGUCAGCCAGACAUUUCUAUGCCACAGACAAAGUUGCUCUCCUGAUUGGCAACAUGAACUACCUCUACCACACUCAGCUGUGUGCUCCCAUCGUCGACGUCCACGAGUUAACAAACCUGCUCAGACAAAUGGACUUCAAGGUGGUUUCCCUGCUCGACCUCAACUGGCAGGAGAUGCACAGCGCUGUGACAGAGUUCCUCUUGCUGCUUGACAAAGGAGUCUAUGGCUUGCUGUACUUUGCUGGUCAUGGUUAUGAGAAUUUUGGCAACAGUUUCAUGGUUCCCAUCGAUGCGCCGGCCUCCUACACAUCCGAGCACUGUCUGUGUGUACAGAAUAUACUUACCAGGAUGCAGGAGAAAGAGACCGGACUUAACGUUUUGCUGCUGGACAUGUGCCGCAAAAGAAACCUGAAUGAUGAUGUCAUCGUACAACCAGGACUGCUCAAGGUGACAGCAAAUAUAGUGUUUGGAUAUGCCACAUGCGUAGACGCUGAAGCAUAUGAAGUGAAGAGGGAAGACGUGUCAAAUGGCAUCUUCAUAAGCUUCCUUAAACGGCGGGUUUGUGAAGACGAGAAGGUCACCGUCAUGCUAGACAGAGUGGCCGAAGACAUGGGUCGUUGUGAGAUUACACGAGGGAGGCAGGCUCUGGAGCUGCGCAGUAAUCUGUCUGAGCGGCGUUCCCUCACCGACCAGAUACAAGUGUCUGACUGCUCUGCAUCCCACUCAGCUCGAAACCUGCAGUGGGUUAUUGCUCACGUCCUACCACAGAGCCGCUGCCUGCAGUUUGACUGCGGGGUGAAGGUUCAGCUUGGGUUCGCUGCAGAGUUUUCCAACAUCAUGGUCAUCUACACUCGGAUACUUGAGAAGCCAGAAGAAAUAGUUUCCUGCUGUGCUCAGCUUACUGACUUCCCUGGGGAUGUGGACAUUGAUCUGAAGAAGAGUAACCAGGACACUCUGCUUGAAGCCGGCAGUUUGUUAUUGAUAAAGGAAAAUCUUCCUUCGCCGGAGGUCCCCAGUCUCUACACACGCAUCCGAUGCCUGCAGAGACUCAGGCGGGAGCUCACAUUCACCAUCUGCCUUCAGUACACAUAUUCCAACAUGGAUGAAGAUGUACAGGAAAGGCAACCAGUGACAGUUGGUAAACCUCUGGUCUCCAAACUCAACCUGUACGAGCCAAGACCGCCUCGCGCCUGCUCUGCCUCCUCAUCCUCCAGCCUCGACUCCUUCAACGAUCCUGAGUGCUCCUCCUUUGCCUCAGUUGGGUCAGCCUCAAAUGAGUGGUCAUAUCAUGCUCAAACUGGCAGAGAAUCCUCCUCCAUUGACUCUCUAACUUCAUCCAGAAGAGCCAAUAUUCCAGAGGAGACGGACAGUCCUGAAUUAUUUGAUGCCCCUCAACCUCUUGUUGCCAGCAAAAGCUUGCCCCACGGCCAAGUAAAUGACACAAACUACAAAUUUAGUGACAUGUACAAUUUCCAUUCUCACUAAGCAUUAUGAAACCUUUGAUUAAACCAUUUCACACGGUUAAAUUAGAAGUACAAAUAAACCAAAAAAAGUGAAACGAUGGGGAGACAAGCCUGUGAAUUCACCAUUUCAGUAAAUCUGACCCAGAACUCAGAUCAUUGUUGUCAAGUGUUACCAGCUUCUGAACUAUGCAUUAAGUUGUCGUGAUGUUUUCUAAAGAUUUUUUUUACAUGAAUGUUAUACAAUAUAAUGCAUUGAAAAGUAAACAUCCUGCAGAUAAAGUUAGAUAUGUGUUCUGUUUGUAAGAAUAAAUCAUAUAUGAAUUGUAUAAACGGU
Messenger RNA from Cottoperca gobio, 3326 nucleotides. RefSeq names its product MALT paracaspase 2 (gene malt2). Gene Ontology annotation, biological process: proteolysis. Bases 558 to 3014 code for a protein of 818 amino acids. Gene Ontology annotation, molecular function: cysteine-type endopeptidase activity. The transcript has 16 exons. NCBI's taxonomy places the organism in Eukaryota, Metazoa, Chordata, Actinopteri, Perciformes, Bovichtidae. The record is from RefSeq and is a predicted model, not a curated record.